UGAACUUUAUUGAGAACACAAGACGAACACAUAGGACAGGAAGUUAUCACGAUUGUUCUCCCGGCACCGGAAGUCGCUUCAUUCUCAGGAAAGAUGGCAUCCGUGACUGUGCGAUCUGCUCCUGUGAGCGGCUUUGAUUUCGGGAACUGUAGGAGAAAUGCUCUUUUGGAAAAGGAAUUAACACAGAAAGGGCACAAGCUUCCCGCAGCUCGCAAAACUGGGACCACGAUUGUCGGAGUGGUGUUCAAGGAUGGUAUUAUACUUGGCGCUGAUACCAGAGCCACAGAAGGGAUGGUGGUAGCUGACAAGAACUGCUCUAAGAUCCAUUACAUAGCUCCCAAUGUCUACUGUUGCGGUGCUGGAACAGCGGCUGAUACAGAAAUGACAACCCAGAUGAUCUCUUCCAACAUGGAGCUCCACUCUUUGUCGACAGGACGUUUACCCAGAGUAGCGACUGCUAACCGAAUGCUUAAGCAGAUGCUGUUCAGGUACCAAGGCUACAUCGGUGCUGCCCUUGUACUAGGAGGGGUUGAUAGUACUGGCCCACAUCUGUACAGCAUAUACCCCCAUGGGUCCACAGACAAGCUUCCUUAUGUGACAAUGGGCUCGGGUUCUUUGGCAGCGAUGGCAGUUUUUGAGGACCGCUAUAGACCAGACAUGGAGGAGGAAGAAGCGAAACGGCUCGUGCGAGACGCUAUUGCCUCUGGUAUCUUUAAUGACUUGGGAUCUGGAAGUAACAUAGACCUGUGUGUGAUUACCAAGAACAAGGUGGACUAUAUCCGUCCUCAUGAUGAGGCUAACAAGAAAGGAGUCAGGGCAGGAAAUUACAAAUACAAGAGAGGUACAACAGGAGUUCUGUCCGAAAAGAUUACCCAUUUCAAUCUGGAUGUGAUGGAAGAAACUGUGCAGACUAUGGAUAUCUCCUAAUUUCUUUGCUUGUGUUGGGGCAUUAAAGGAGUUGUCCAACCAGUAUACAAAAAAGACAAAAAAUGCUUUAAAAGAAAAAAACAAUAAUACAGAUCCUCGGGUCUUCCACCGUUCUCUGCACUUCCUGGUCUCUGGACUCAGAAAUAUGGCCCACUACAGCCAGGGAUUGGUUGAGCGGUUACAUUUUUAUAUUGAGAUGGAACAUGAAGUAUAGAGACCCAGGGGACGGUGGAGUAUCUGUGAGGAAUUACUUUGUUUGAUUUUUUUUUUUUUUAAACCAUUCUGAACUUUAAAAAAAUACUGUUUGGACGACCCCUUUAAGCCUCAGUCUUUAUAGUACAUUUGAACACAUGUUAAACACUUGCCCCUGUCGUAACCUUUUGGUUAGAAAAUGAAAUAAAUGUUUUUGUCCUUUA
Messenger RNA from Bufo gargarizans (Asiatic toad), 1343 nucleotides. It is a transcript of the gene PSMB7, whose product is annotated as proteasome 20S subunit beta 7. Lineage: Eukaryota; Metazoa; Chordata; Amphibia; Anura; Bufonidae. Gene Ontology annotation, cellular component: proteasome core complex. Bases 94 to 927 code for a protein of 277 amino acids. The transcript is spliced from 8 exons. The record is from RefSeq and is a predicted model, not a curated record. Gene Ontology annotation, molecular function: threonine-type endopeptidase activity.